Molecule: messenger RNA, 799 nt
Organism: Myotis davidii
Lineage: Eukaryota; Metazoa; Chordata; Mammalia; Chiroptera; Vespertilionidae
Gene: CIMAP3
Product: primary cilia formation
Exons: 6
Coding region: 32-640 (202 amino acids)
Biological process (GO): regulation of cell projection organization
Cellular component (GO): ciliary basal body
Molecular function (GO): cytoskeletal protein binding
Source: RefSeq, a predicted model, not a curated record
UACACAAAUACUGACCCAAACUAGCGGCAGGAUGGGCUUCAACAGAGGGGGACCUGUGGUUCAGCACCCCUUCGGAACAGGAGAAGAGAAGAAGAUCUUUCCUUACUUCCAUCCGCACACCCUUUUGGGAAACAAGUUUCUCCCUCUUAGGGGAGCACCCCACAUAGGGCCAGGAUGUUACACAACAGAUACUAGGUAUGACUGGGUAUACAACCUCUCCAAAAUCCCGACCAGUAAAAAAGGAUAUACUUUGGGAGCCAGAACAGCCAUGAGGUUUAAGCCGAAUAAGGAUCUGACACCUCACCCAGGCACGUACCAGACAAUAAAUCUUCAGGAGGGAAAACAAAAACAGAGUUCUGCUCCAUUUAAUGUCAUGUUGCCUCGAUUUAUAUCUCACUCAAAGGACAUGAGUUAUCCUGGCCCUGACAUGUACAACCCGCAGAUAAAGCCACCCGCAAAAGUCACCUGGCCAAUGAAAUUUGGAUCUCCAGACUGGGCUCAGAUUCCAUGUCUGCAGAAAAGGACCCUAAAAGCUGAGCUGCCCAGCGACAGGGACUUCAAAAGACAUCGGAACCGUAUGGCCUACUUGAGCCUGUUUUAUGGUUCAGGAGCUGGGUCUUCCUUCACAUGCUCCUCCUGACCGCAGCAUCUCCCCGAUGGAGGACGGAGCUGCUCCUCUCCCUCUGCACUGUGUGGUCUGCCCCUCGGCCAGCCUGAGGCCCAGGGAGGGGCAGGGGGCCCUAAGUGCCCCGUGAGAGCAUAAAGGCCGGUUUGGUGUUGUUUUUCGGCCCUCACGGCA